Molecule: messenger RNA, 5375 nt
Organism: Panicum hallii
Lineage: Eukaryota; Viridiplantae; Streptophyta; Magnoliopsida; Poales; Poaceae
Exons: 2
Coding region: 367-1176 (269 amino acids)
Source: RefSeq, a predicted model, not a curated record
UGAGUUGGAGAAAACUAAAAAUGUGCCAUGAAAUGAACUUCUGAUUGUAACUUCUAAAUAGCAUGGGGGCAGAUGAAAUUUGGGGAAAAAGUAGCUUAAGUUGGAGAUCUCAAGACACAAGGAGAAAGUGUUACCACCCAAGUACCUGACGCUGAUGCUUCGCCGGCUGAGGAAGAGAAGCGUACUCCGGGAAGGCGCCAACGGAAGAUUAACUCCAAGGUCGGCAUCUCGCCGUCGCCUAAGAAGAAACAUCCAGUUCUACCCAGUUGCCGUGCUAUCGAUUCCUGCCAUAGAAGUACGGUAACAUCUGGUAUCAGAGACACGAUUCUGGCACCGCACGAUCAUCAAACCCGUCUCCAAAUCACCAUGCAGACCGACGAGCAAUUCGAUCGCAUCCUCAACAUGCUGACGGAGAGCAAAGAGGGGAUUGAUGAGCUCAAGCAGGCGAUGCAAGAGAAGCACUCCGCCAAGGACGAAUUCGACGCCUGGAAGCCUGAGGUGGACAAGACCGUCUCCAAUCUCCAGAUCGCCGUCGACAAUCUCGGCUACCGCGACGAGCAGCUCAUCGCCGACUCUACCCCGACCCUCAAGUGCGACGGAUCCCCCAUCGAUCACCCGGGGCCUGUCCUCGGGAAGUCUUAUCCCCUUCAGGCGUCGGCCACCGCCCAUCUGGUGGCGUCCUCCUCCAAGGAGGCGGCGUCAGGGCCUCAAGGCCACCGCGUUGAAAAUCAGAACUGGGGGACUGGAUUUGGAACGGUUUAUACCAUUUCAUCUCCACCUCCGGUCACAGGUGCGAACAAAUUCCCAAACAAACCUUCUAUUCCUUUCAGUUUGGAACCACCGUCACACCGUGACCAGAGUAGUAUGCCCAAUUGGCAUCAUGCUUUUUCUCAGCUGAAUUUCCCUGAAUUUGAUGGUACAAAUCCAAAACUGUGGAUCCGUCGUUGUGAGACAUUCUUUGAUGUUUAUUCUGUUGCCAAACAUCUUUGGGUUAGUUUAGCUACUAUGAAUUUCAUAGGUUCUGCAGCAUUUUGGUUACAAUCUAUACAGUCUCGCCUUGCCACAAUUAGCUGGGAAGAACUUGGUGCUGCUAUGUGUGCUCGUUUUGAUAGAGAUGAGCAAAAUCACUUAGUCAGACAGUUUUUCUGUAUCAAGCAAAACCACUACUGUGUCUGAUUACAUUGAGACUUUUGGUGACCUAGUCCACCAAAUGUUGUUCCCACAAUUUCACAUUCUGUUAUUACCAAUCGUUUCAUAGAUGGUUUAAGAACAGAUAUUAGAGCAAUUGUACUUGUUCAUAGGCCACAAGACUUGGAUGCUGCGAGUUUCUUGGCUCUUUUGCAGGAAGAGGUGUCUCUGGACCUUCCCCGGAGAGAAUUCAAGACAGCUGAGCGCUCAUCUUAUCAGAGAAGAUAUUCUGCUGAACCCAUCAAGCAUAUACUGUCUCCCUCUACUGUUACACCUAGCAGAUCUACGCAAUCUGCCCCUACUGAAGACAAAGGCACUCAUGAGUCUGCCAAGUCAAGAUCAAUGGAAGAUAAGAUGUCAGCUCUAAAAGCUUAUAGAAGAGCAAAAGGACUCUUUUACAAAUGUGGAGAGAAGUGGAAUCCUAAUCAUAAGUGCCCUACUGCUGUUUCACUUCAUGCUAUAGAAGAAGUUUGGCAAAUCUGUUCUGAACCUUCACCUUCUGACUCUGAAGAAUCUGACUCAGCUGAUGAUUUAUGUGCUCUUUCUCUGCAAGCUGCCAAGGGCACUGAAGGCUCACAAACUAUCAGAUUGAGAGGUUUUGUCAACAAUCUUGAAGCAUUUAUCUUGGUUGAUUCAGGCAGCACUCACUGUUUUAUCAAUGAACAGUUAGCUAUGUCCAUUCCUGGCUGGAAAACCUUGAUUACACCUGUAUUGGUUAAAGUGGCCAAUGGUAAUAUUUUCACUUGUACACAUGAGAUUCCCGAAUUGAUUUGGGGCAUUCAGGGUCAAACCUUCAGAACAACAGUUAAAAUUCUUCCACUGGGCAGUUAUGAUAUGAUCUUGGGGAUGGAUUGGUUGGAAUCCAACGGUCCUAUGCAGGUUCAUUGGCAACGUAAGUGGAUGAUGUUUCAGUAUAAGGGCAAGACCAUCACACUUCAGGGAGUUCAUACUGUUAUGGGUUCUCCUAUCAGUGACCAACAAGUUCAAGCCCUGAUCAAGAAUGACUCUAUUCUGCAUGUCAUACAACUCAAUGCUGUUGAUGUUCAAACUGUUUCACCUGAAUUGCCUCCUGAAGUCAGUCACCUUCUUCAACAAUUUGCUUCAUUGUUUGAAGAACCAAAAGGGAUACCUCCCUCUAGACCAGGUGAUCAUCAGAUCCCUCUUCUACCUGGUGCUCAGCCAUUCAGACUCAGGCCAUACAAUUAUAAUCCUGCACAAAAGGAUGAGAUUGAGAAGCAGAUUUCAGAUAUGCUCAAAAAAGGGUGGAUUCAAUACAGUUGUAGCCCUUUUAGCUCACCUAUCUUGCUGGUAAAAAAGAAAACAGGUGAUUGGCGCCUUUUGUGUUGAUUUCAGACGUCUCAAUGCUCUUACAGUGAAAAACAAAUACCCACUGCCCAUCAUAGAUGAAAUAUUGGAUGAAUUAUUUGGAGCUUGUUGGUUUUCUUCCUAGGACAUGUGCUCAGGAUUUCACCAGAUCAAAAUGCAGAAAGCGGAAGAGUUCAAAACUGCAUUCCAAACUCACAAUGGCCACUAUGAAUACAAAGUCAUGCCCUAUGGGGUAACAGGAGGACCAGGAACAUUGCAAGGGGUAAUUGAAUGAGAUUUUAUCUCCAUUUCUUAGGAAGUUUGUGGGUGUUUUUAUAGAUGAUAUUCUAUUCUAUAGCCAAAGUUGGUCUGAGCAUUUAUUACAUCUGGAACAAGUGUUUACCGUGUUGCAGCAACAUCAGUUUCAUGUCAAACUUUCCAAAUGCAAGUUUGCCAAAAAGGAGUUGUGCUACCUUGGUCAUGUCAUUAGUGCUGCAGGGGUGUCCACAGAUCCUAACAAAGUGGAAAUCAUAAAAAUGGCCAACUCCUUCAUCUGUCAAAGAUAUCAGAAGCUUUCUUGGUAUGGCUGGCUAUUAUAGGAAAUUUGUGAGAAACUUUGGUCUUAUUUCUAAGCCUCUCACAAAUCUUCUCAAGAAAGGUGAAUUGUUCGUCUGGACUAGUGUGACUGAAGAGGCAUUCCAAACUCUCAAGCAUGCUUUCAUCUCUGCACCUGUACUAGCAAUGCCCAAUUUCUCCAAGCAAUUCACUAUGCUCCACAGAUGCUUCAGAUUCUGGUGUUGGUGCUGUUCUUCAACAAGAUGGCCAUCCCAUAGCAUAUAUCAGUAAGGCUUUGGGAGUCAAAUCAAGGGGAUUAUCAACUUAUGAAAAAGAAUGUCUUGCCAUACUGAUGGCCAUUGAUCAGUGGCGCAGUUACCUGCAACAUUCUGAAUUCAUUAUUAAGACAGAUCAAAGAUCCUUAACACAUCUGGAAGAACAAAGAGUCACAAUACCUUGGCAGCAGAAAGCUCUGACUAAACUCUUGGGCCUCUCUUACAAAAUUUAAUAUAAGAAGGGAGUGGACAACAGAGUAGCCGAUGCUCUCUCUAGAGUCUCUCAUGAGCACAUGUCUGAAUUAGCUGCAAUUUCUAUGUCACACCCCACUUGGCUUACAGAAAUACAGCAUGCAUAUUUACAAGAUGAAGCAGCAGUGAAACUUCUUUCUGAACUGUCUGUCUCCUCACCUGUUGGUUAUUACUGUUUAAAGUCUGGCAUUAUAUAUUACAAACAAAGAAUCUGGGUGGGUAAUUAUACUUCUCUGCAACAGAGAAUUCUGCAAGCAUUACAUGCUAGUGCCAUUGGUGGGCAUUCUGGUUAUGAAGUAACUUAUAAGAGAAUCAAGAGACUUUUUGCUUGGCCAAGAAUGAAACAUGACAUCAAGAAUUUUGUCUCUCAGUGCUCUGUUUGUCAACAAGCAAAAUCAGAACGAGUAGCUUACCCUGGUCUUUUAUCCCCUUUACCUGUUCCUGAAGGGGCCUGGCAAGUGGUGACAUUGGACUUCAUUGAAGGUCUGCCCAAGUCAGCUUCUUACAACUCUAUUCUGGUUGUGGUGGAUAAAAUGUCGAGGUAUGCCCAUUUUCUACCUCUGACCCAUCCCUUCACUGCAUUCCAACUGGCAAUGGUCUACAUGAACAAUGUUUUCAAGUUGCAUGGUCUACCCACUGCCAUGGUAUCUGAUCGUGAUAGGGUGUUCACUAGUACAGUUUGGCAAGAACUAUUUAAACUUACUGGUACUCAAUUACGCAUGAGCACGGCCUACCACCCGCAAACUGAUGGCCAGACUGAACGGGUAAAUCAGUGUCUUGAGACUUGCGUUGUUUUGUUCAUGCUUGCCCAACCAAGUGGUCUCAAUGGUUAUCCUUAGAGGAAUUCUGUUACAACACAUCUUAUCACUCUACUCUGGAUAGCACUCCCUUUGUUGUGCUAUAUGGUCAUGAGCCCAGGCAACUUGGUAUUGAUGGCAUUGUAAGGAGUGGCUACAACAAAGAUCCCUGAUGCAACAGCUCCUACACCAACAUCUACUUCGAGCACAAAAACACAUGAAGUUUCAGGCUGACAAGAAGAGAUCAUCUCGUACUUUUGAUGUUGGGGAUUCAGUAUUCUUAAAAAUACAGCCGUAUGUUCAGACAUCUCUAGCUGCUCGGUCUUCCAAUAAGCUCUCUUUCGGAUACUUUGGCCCAUUCUCAAUUGACAAAAUUGGCGAUGUUGCUUAUAAGCUGAAGUUGCCUAAGGGUGUACCAUUCACCCAGUCUUUCACGUGUCACUUCGGAAGAAAGCUGUUCAACCAACCACCUUGGUAAGUCCCAAACUGCCUGACUUGUCUAAUGAGUUACAGAUACCCCAACUUGUGCUUGAUUGUCACCUCCAUCAACGCCAAGGUAAGAUGAUUGCACAAGUACUAGUUCGGUGGUCACACUAACCACCUGAACUGUCUACAUGCGAAGAUGAAGACGCUCUACGCCAGCAAUUUCCUGGAGGUCCGGCUUGGGGACAAGCCGAUUCUGAAGAAGGGAGGGAUGUUACCACCCAAGUACCUAACGUUGUUGCUUCGCCGGAUGAGGAAGAGAAGCGUACUUCAGGAAGGCACCAACGGAAGAUUAACUCCAAGGUGUUUGGGUAAGACUGGGUUCGCUAGGCCCAGGCCCGUGUAAUAAUUUAGCCCAGAUUCGAGGAAUGUCGUGAGGUUAAAUUCCACUCCCUGCGUGGAGAACAGAACGAACAGAACUUGUAUCCUGAACAGACCCGGCGUGCAGGGUCGGCAUCUCGCCGUCGCCUGAGAAGAAAUAUCCAGUUCCACCCAGUUGUCGUUGUGACAACCAACCUUA